This is a messenger RNA of Synchiropus splendidus (mandarinfish), 3820 nucleotides long. RefSeq names its product ribosomal protein S6 kinase, polypeptide 2 (gene rps6ka2). Gene Ontology annotation, molecular function: ATP binding; ribosomal protein S6 kinase activity; magnesium ion binding. Gene Ontology annotation, biological process: protein phosphorylation; intracellular signal transduction. The coding region runs from base 587 to 2848 and encodes 753 amino acids. The record is from RefSeq and is a predicted model, not a curated record. NCBI's taxonomy places the organism in Eukaryota, Metazoa, Chordata, Actinopteri, Syngnathiformes, Callionymidae. The transcript is spliced from 22 exons.
AUCUGAGUAUCAACGCGCGCGCACUCGGCUCGCUGCGCAUCAGUAUUGACCCUGGCAUUGAUGGUUGCUCCAAUAGUGUAGACGGAAUAUUGACAACCUUUUUUUUAGUUCAGUCUGUUAGUUGAUGUGAGUGACCCAGGCAGACAGAGACAGGCCAUGUGACUCUGCCAGCUGUUGCUGUAUGCUGGUGGGAGCAGCGGAGGUGGGGAGGGAGGGGUAGGUAUGGAGCGAGCCGACGCACGUUGCGAGUGCGACCAGUGACAAUCCCUUGUUUUGCAAUCGAGAGAGAGAGAGAGCAGCAGCAGCAGCAGCAGGGGCUGUGAAGAGGAGCCUCACACACACCUCGCUGGCUUCAGCAGGACAGAUUUAUUCGUCACCUCCUCCCACAGCCUCACAUGAGACAAUCCCAGCUGCACCAUUCCAGCGCGCCUGGGUGGAUUAACUGCAACAUCUGACCGCAGCCGGGAGAUGAGAGAAGACCGGAGAACCCAUCCACCAAAACAGGAGACCGACAAAAGCCUCUGCGUCCUCGCCAUCCCUCCUGCCGGGAGACGUUCACCAUGAUGGGAUAGACGCAUCUGUUGCCAUGGACACCAGCACGCGAAAAUUCACAGUUCGAAGAUGGUUCUCAAUCUACCUGAAGAACAAAGCGGCGAGGAGCAAGAACACAGCUGGGUUCUGUCAGCUGGAGGAUGACAGCAUACUAAAGGAGAUCGACAUCAGCCACCAUGUGAAGGAAGGAUGUGAGAAGGCCGAUCCAUCUCAGUUCCAGCUGCUGAAGGUGUUGGGCCAAGGAUCCUACGGGAAGGUGUUUCUGGUGAGGAAAAUGAAGGGAGUGGACAGAGGGCAGCUGUACGCCAUGAAAGUUCUCAAGAAAGCAACGCUGAAAGUGCGGGAUCGUGUUCGGUCAAAGAUGGAGCGAGACAUACUCGCAGAAGUCAACCAUCCAUUCAUCGUGAAACUGCACUACGCCUUUCAGACUGAAGGGAAGCUAUACUUGAUCCUGGACUUUCUCCGUGGUGGAGACCUUUUCACGCGCCUGUCUAAGGAGGUCAUGUUCACAGAGGAAGAUGUGAAGUUCUACCUGGCUGAGUUGGCUCUGGCUUUGGACCACCUGCACAGUUUGGGCAUCAUCUACAGAGACCUCAAGCCAGAAAACAUUCUCCUGGACGAAGACGGACACAUAAAAAUAACCGACUUUGGUUUAAGUAAAGAAGCCAUCGAUCAUGACAAAAGAGCUUAUUCCUUCUGCGGGACGAUCGAGUACAUGGCCCCUGAGGUGGUCAACAGAAGGGGGCACACACAGAGCGCCGACUGGUGGUCAUUCGGGGUACUGAUGUUUGAGAUGUUGACGGGCUCCUUACCGUUCCAAGGAAAAGACCGUAAAGAAACAAUGGCACUUAUCUUAAAGGCCAAACUGGGGAUGCCACAGUUCCUCAGCCCUGAAGUGCAGAGCUUGCUGAGAGCACUUUUCAAGAGGAAUCCUGCCAAUCGCCUCGGAGCUGGACCUGACGGGGUCGAAGAGAUAAAGAGACAUUGCUUCUUCGCAUCAAUUAACUGGAAUAAAUUGUACAGAAAGGACAUCAGACCUCCGUUCAGACCGACAGUUGGGAGACCCGAGGACACCUUCCACUUUGACCCGGAGUUCACCUCCAGAACACCCACCGAUUCACCAGGCAUCCCACCCAGCGCCAACACCCACCAGCUGUUUAGAGGCUUCAGCUUCGUGGCCACGAACCAAAGUCAAGAGUCCAGCGUCUCGACGGUUGCCGCCGUCCGACAAGAAGUGAACAACAACCCAAUAGCAAAGCAUUUCCACACUGACAUGACCUUCAGUGACGUCUAUGAGCUGAAGGAAGAAGUGGGGCAGACCCUCACGUCGGUCUACAAAAGAUGUCUUCACAGAAUCACGGCCGUGGAAUAUUCAGUCAAGAUCAUGGACAAGACGAAGAAAGAUCCAUCAGAGGAGGUGGAGAUCAUGUUGAGAUACGGACAGCACCCCAAUAUUGUUACACUGAAGGAUGUAUUUGAUGACGGUCAGAGCGUCUAUCUGGUCCAAGAGCUGCUGCGAGGCGAGGAACUUCUGGACCGGGUGCUGACGACGCCUAACUUUAUAGAAAAAGAGGCCUCAGACAUCAUCUGCACCCUUACCAAGACCGUGGAGUAUCUCCACUCACAGGGGGUGGUUCAUCGAGACCUGAAGCCGAGCAACAUCCGCUACUCGGACGACCGUGGACUGGUGGAGUGCAUCAGGAUCUGUGACUUUGGAUUUGCCAAACAGCUGAGGGCAGAGAACGGGCUGCUGAUGACACCAUGCUACACGGCCACGUUCAUGGCUCCGGAGGUUCUCAGGAAGCAGGGCUACGACGCUGCCUGUGAUAUCUGGAGUUUGGGGAUCCUGCUGUACACCAUGAUUGCUGGCUUCAGCCCAUUUGCCAGCAGUCCUGACGACACCGCGGAAGAAAUCUUGGCUCAAAUCGGCUGUGGGAAAUUCGUCCUCACAGGAGGAAAUUGGGAUCUGGUGUCUGAUGCAGCAAAGGAUAUCGUGAUAAAGAUGCUCCACGUGGACCCUCACCAGCGCCUGACGGCCCCUCAGAUUCUUCGUCACCCCUGGAUUGUUGAAAGAGACAAGCUCUCUGACAAAGCGCUGGCCCGACACGAUGCCUUCAUUGUCAAGGGAGCGCUGUCGGCCACCUACUGUGCACUGCGGCGCUGCUCCCCGGCUCCACUGCUUGAGCCCGUUCAGUCCUCGAGCCUCGCGCAGCGGCGAGGGAUGAAGAAGGGAGCGAGUCCGAGCAAGGACAGCGACUCAAAGCAGCCUAAAGAGAGAGAAGAGACGAAGAAGUAAAGUGAUCUGUCGUCAGCGCGAAGAUGUAAACGCGUGUGCGUGUAUAUAACAUGAAGAGCUUUAUACGAUCGACACUGUCAGAAGAUCAUGUUGAAGAUCAUGGAACCUCCAACUGUGAAAAUGUGUCAACACAUCUCAAGCUAACCUCAUUACGUCAUCAAGUUUACGUUCAUGCAAAACUGUGCGAAGAGCAGAGACAAAUCAAUAAAGUCUGAGAGCAACGUUACGACGAGAAUAGAUGUGUCGCACAAAACUGAACGGAUGGAACCGAUUCAAGUGUCUUCCACUGCUGCUGAUGCAUUCUCAAGUCUCAAGCAUGUUGUACAGAACAAUAUAGCACCCGAGUCCCAGUGGCCGUCCAUGCAGCUUCCACCGUCUCUAUAUAUGUUGACGACGUGUUCCUUUCUGCUGCUGUUGGACAGCGCGGUAGUUAGGUUACCUGUGUGUUGUUGAACUCGUGUUGUUCUGUGUGCUCCAGCGCGCCACCUCGCCGCCGUUCAGCUCUUAGCUUUUAGUAUCUGAAGGCCAAAAACAGACGCACUGUGUCACAGAACCGCUGCAGUUGCCCUUGUUUCCGUGAAAUGAGCGUAACAGAUCCCAUGUAGGAUGUAAACAUGAGCAGGAGGGCGAGAUGAGUUGCAAAUUUGGAGUCAGUUCAGAGUCACACAGCCGGUGAUCUACUGACAGACAUCGUCCCGUGAGUCGGCCGAGACGAACCAGACUUGCACUCGAGCAUUUGAUGCUGUGUAGAGAUACUCGUAGAUCGUUCAGGUCGACCAAAUCUUGUACAUGCGACUUAUUUUGAGAGAAACAAAAACUUGAUGUAUAUAAACUUGCUGUACAGGAAUCAGCCAGCAGAUAUUUUGUUAGUGACGUUGAAACGGAUUGUACAUAAGAUGUUAUGUGCUUCAGUUGGUGUGAAAUAUGCUGAGAAAUUGAUGCCAAAGUUUUAUUAAUAAAGCAAACAAAUUG